Messenger RNA from Syngnathoides biaculeatus (alligator pipefish), 2729 nucleotides. RefSeq names its product adenosine kinase a (gene adka). The coding region runs from base 667 to 1707 and encodes 346 amino acids. The record is from RefSeq and is a predicted model, not a curated record. Lineage: Eukaryota; Metazoa; Chordata; Actinopteri; Syngnathiformes; Syngnathidae. Gene Ontology annotation, cellular component: nucleus; cytosol. The transcript has 11 exons. Gene Ontology annotation, biological process: purine ribonucleoside salvage. Gene Ontology annotation, molecular function: adenosine kinase activity.
UAAACACAAAUGUGAAUGACGAGAAAGGAGGUCAAAGUCUUUUUGCUAGAGCUAAGCGCAUGGCUAGAUUUAAGUCUUUAUUUAAUUCAAAAUAUCCCGUUCAAGCAGCGCUCUUAAAACUUGUUCCCAUGUCAUUGUCGUACGAGUUGCCAUUGCCAGUUCAAGGUGACCCUUGGUAUGUAGAAAUAAAUAGUUCACUCCCCCCCAGUGAAUUGCUGUACCGAUGCCAGGUUUGUUGGGGUGACACCUGAAAACACCACAACAACGGGUGGCGCGGCCGUCACGUGACCUCGACCAAGCAAUGUUCUGGUCCCGAGUUUCCACCCCGCUUGCACUUGAACGCACCGCGAUGCGAUCCUCUCGCACUUAAUCCAGCUCCUUUGCAGCCGUUUAUUAGCACGCCUCUCACGAUCUCCUGAGUAUCCUUUUUGCAAGAGAUGUGUUGAGGCGAACCAAACCAAUAGCCAGGCGGAGAGCGACUGUCGUAGAGCUUCCUCCCAUAAUGCCCACCAGUCAUUCAGUUAGGAGGAGGAGCUGGUGUUGCAGGGGGAUGCAUCGAUCUGCCACACGUUUGUGCUGAAAUUGAGGAGUUUGGGAAUUGUUUGCUCUUUUCUCAUUCACAUUUAGCUCGCUCAACAGGUCUCGCGCGCGCACAGACAGCGAGAGAUGUCUGCACCACUGAGCCCCAAUUCACUCUUUGGGAUGGGGAAUCCCUUGCUGGACAUCUGUGCCGUGGUUGACAAAGACUUCCUGGACAAAUACACACUGAAGCCAAAUGACCAGAUCCUGGCUGAAGACAAGCACAAAGCCCUGUUUGAUGAGCUGGUGAACAAGUUCAAAGCGGAAUACCACGCUGGGGGAGCCACGCAGAACUCCAUAAAGAUUGCUCAGUGGUUGAUCCAGGAGCCUCACAAAGCAGGCACCUUCUUCGGAUGUAUCGGCAAAGACAAGUUUGGAGAGAUCCUGAAGAAGAGAGCGGAGGAGGCCCACAUCGAUGCCCACUACUACGAGCAAGACCAGGAGCCCACGGGCUCGUGUGCCGCAUGCAUCACCGGAGCGAACCGGUCACUGGUGGCGAACCUGGCUGCUGCUAAUUGUUAUAAGAAGGAGAAACAUCUGGACCUGGAAGAAAAUUGGAAAUUGGUGGAAUGCGCUGAAGUUUAUUAUAUUGCCGGUUUCUUCGUCACAGUGUCUUUGGAGUCCAUGCUGAAAGUGGCCAAGCACGCAUCAGAAACUAACAAAAUGUUCUGCCUCAACUUGUCUGCACCGUUUAUCUGCCAGUUCUUCAAAGACCACCUCAUGCAGCUCUUGCCCUACGUGGACGUGCUCUUCGGCAAUGAGACUGAGGCAGCUGCAUUCGCUAAGGAGCAAGACUUUGAGACCAAAGACAUUAAAGAGAUCGCCAAGAAAGCGCAGGCUCUCCCCAAAGUCAACACCAAGAGACAAAGGAUUGUCAUCUUGACUCAGGGGAAGGAUGAAACUGUGAUGGCUCUCAGUGACAAAAUUGAGACUUUCCCUGUGUUGGCAACUGAUCCCAAAGACAUAGUGGACACAAAUGGUGCUGGUGACGCAUUUGUAGGAGGUUUCCUGUCUGGGCUGGUCCGAGAAAAACCACUGGACCAAUGCGUGCGAGCAGCUCACUACGCUGCCAAUGUCGUCAUUAGAAGAUCCGGUUGCACGUUCCCUGAAAAGCCAGAUUUUGUUUGAUGUACUUUUUAGCGUUGUUUGCCCCAAAAUGUCCAUUUAACAACAAAUGUCACCCAGUAUGUUUUUUUCUCAUUUUUCCCGUCCAAUGUUUUGUUUUUUUUUUAACCUGCCAUCUGAUUUAUUUUUAAUUGCUGGCAUUUUGCCACAUCACCUCAGCAUGUCUUCUUUCAUCCGAUUCGUGGCGCUGCAGGAAAAACUAACCAGGAUUUGUUGGUCUUUACUCAGUCACUGUCAGAUGUAUGUACUCAAAAAAACAAAAAAAAAAAGCCUCAAGCACAGCAAACAUUACACAGUAUUAAUAACGCUAAUUGUGGCCAAAUCAGGUAUAUGACCACUGAACCACAUUUUGUCAUUACCACGGUUGCACUCAGCUGACAAGUUGUUUUAAAAUGUCCUAAUUGUCUUUGGAUGAUUUAUUUGUGAUUUGAUCAGGCCAGUGAAUGACUUUGUCAUUUGAAAUGCUUGAAUUAUUAAGUGUCAAAGCCACUGCGCACAGGAAAUGGAACUGUGACAUUCAACACUACAAAUCAUGAGUGCCUUUUAUUCUUUGUUACAAAAGUGAAAUACUUGAAGCUGCUUUCAUCAUCGGUAUGCAAAAUAAUAGGUCAUCUACAGUGGUCCUGUUGCAAAGUAAGACCGACUAUCAUGGGAUGAUUGAGGGUAUUGUGUGAGUCUGUUUUUUUUAAACUUAUUUUCCAAGUACCUCAACACUCAGCUUUGUGAAAUUAAACAUAAAUGCACAUUUAUCACAUUGUGCAGUUCAAUGCAAGCUUCUCUUUUGACCUCUUCGGUGUUUGAUUUGGCUUCAUCAAAACUUGAAUACAAUUGUAACAAUUUCCUAAUGAUGCAAAAUGGCAUUUUCUUUCUUUUAUAACUGCAUUUUCUUGGAAUCUUGUCUUUACAGUCCCAUCCAAUCAUAUUCCUCAAUAUGUACUCAAACAACGAGAGGGCUGAAGUGAUCCUUUUGUCAGGUUGUUGCCAGACUUAAAUGUUAAAAUGGACAAAUAAAACAACAAAAAUCA